AGAUAGAUAGAUAAAGUGAAAACAAUUCUUUUUGAAGGUUUUAAACAACCAAGAAAGGUUCAUAAUGGAUUCAAGAAAGUUUGAAGACGAUGAAGAUCGAAGCAUUCGAUUGCAGAUAUCAGAACUUGAGAAAUUGGAGGAAGCUAUAGGCCCAAACGACACCGUUUUCGAUCUAAGAAGCAGUGUUGAGAAAGGCGACAGCGGCGAAACCGCAGACGCAGCUUCUGUCUCAUCCGCGUUUGCGUUUCGUAGGAAAUCAACAGUCCCAGCUCCGGAGAAGAAGCUAACGCUGUUCGCUCUACAACUCGCGAUUCUCGAGAAAACCGCCACCGGAAUCGGAACCCUAGGGUUUAUCUGGGCCACGGUGGUUCUUCUCGGCGGCUUCGCAAUCACGCUCGACGGUUCCGAUUUCUGGUUCAUCACCAUCAUCCUCCUAAUCGAAGGUGCUAGAAUCUUCAGCCGAAGCCACGAGCUCGAGUGGCAACACCAAGCCACGUGGACCGUCGCCGGCGUCGGAAUCAGUAGCUUCCGCGCUCUUCGAUCAAGCUCAGCCUCGCUUCUCAGGAAUAUAAAACAAAUCAGUGGUUCGAUCUUCAAGCCACGAUCGAGGGAAACGACGACAAGAGACUGUGUCGUUAGAGAAACGACGUUUGAGACAUGGAAGAAGUCAGAUGUGCCUCUUCUUCCAUACGCUAGAUGGUUCUUCAUCUCGAGUACAGUGAGUAGGCUUCUUUACUGGCUCCAGCUUCUCUCUGCUACGGCUUGUGUGGCUCUGUCUUCUUACAAGCUUGUCAGGCAUAACUAUGGAGAUGUUCACGAAGGAGAUACGGACAAGAGGAAUAGACAGUCUGCUCUCAACAUAUUCUACUCGCUCGCCUUUGCUGAAGCCUUGCUGUUUCUUGCGGAGAAAGCUUAUUGGGAGUGGCAAGUCAGUGUUUGUAAUUUGCUUGAGAAUGUUACUAGAGAGUGUGAGUUUGGGGUUACUGGUUUGGUCUCGAUCAAGAGAUUUUUCUAUGAUUCUUAUUCAAAGUGUGUCAAUGGGAGUAUAUUUGAUGGUUUGAAGAUGGAUAUAGUGAGCUUUGGUAUGGAGCUUUUGGACUCGAACUCUUCUGAUGAACAGCUCAUUGGAGCCAGGAUUCUCAGGCAGUUUUCAGUGACUGAACGGUACUCGGAGGAUACACUUGAGAAGAUUGGAAUCAACUUUCCCGUCAUCGAAAGGUUGGUGGAGAUGUUGAACUGGAAAGAUUUGCAAGAGGAAGAGAUUAGGAGAUCAGCUGCUGAGAUACUAUCGAAACUAGCUGGUAAAAAGCAGAACUCUUUAAGGGUUGCUGGGAUCUCUGGUGCAAUGGAAUCGAUUUCAUCGUUGUUAGAGAACACUAGAUCAUCAGGUGAAGCUCCUGAUGAGAUUGGAGAGAAAAAAGUGUUCCACGACCAUAAUCUCCACUAUGAUUUCUGGAGAUUCAACAAUUUGGGCCUUUUAAUUCUGAAGAAACUAGCUAAAGAUCACGACAACUGUGGAAAACUCGGCAACACGAGAGGUCUUCUACCCAAGAUUAUUGAUUUCACACACGCAGACGAAAUUCUGUUGAGGGAUGAGAACGCUGACAUCGCGAGGUCACGGGUGCUGACACUGAAACGGUCCCUGCAGCUAGUGAAAAUGUUAGCCAGCACAACAGGGAACACAGGGAGGUGCCUCCGGAAAGAGAUCUCUGAGAUUGUAUUCACAGUUAGCAACGUGAGGGAUGUACUGAGACACGGGGCGAGAUACCCAAAGCUGCAAAAGCUAGGGAUUGGGAUCUUGACCAACCUUGCACUUGAGGCCGAAGCUAGGGAGAGAAUUGGCGGAACAGGAGGUGUUCUGAAAGAGUUAUUCAACAUAUUUUUUAAACGGGAAACACACAGGGACGAGGGAAAUGAGGGAUGUGUGAGGAUUGCUGCAGGAGAAGCGAUAGCAAUGCUUGUGUUGGAGAGCAAGAGUAACUGCCUCCAUGUUCUUAGGCUUGGGGUUAUGGGAAGACUUGUGGAAGCACUUGAAGUUCCUUCUAUCCGUGUAAAUGCUGCAAGAGUGUUGAGAAACUUGUGCUUAUACUCUGGGGAUGAUUGCUAUCAUGACCUAAAGUUCGUUAAAGCAGCAGCACCAACGGUGUUAAAGUCAAUAACAUCAGAAGACAACAAAUUACAGGAAGUGAUGGUGGGAUUAGCAGCACAAGUGUUUAGAUUCAUGAGUUCGAAAGAGUCGGGGUAUGUUUUCAUGGAUUCAGGAAUCAAGAGGCGUGAACUGGCAUACUCAUUAGUCUCGAUUCUGAAAAAGCACGACAAGCCAGCGAUUAAGGUUCCAAGAAUCAGGAGGUUUGUGAUCGAGCUGGUGAUUUGGAUGAUGGAAGAUGAUGUGGAGAAUAGUGUAACAGUGUUUAGAGAGCUGGGUCUGAAGACAGAGCUUGAGAAGGUUCUAGAAACUACGGCUGAGCUUGAGAACUUCGAUGUUUUCUCUGGUACUGUUGGACUAAGCCGUCAUAGCAGAACAGUCCAUUCUCUAGCCGAGCUAGCCUUGAAAAUUCUUGAGGAUUUCUGAACCAUACACGAUCAUCCUGCAAAAAUAUCUCAAAGCUCUGCAGUUAUAGCUGUAAAUAUAUGAUUCAUUGUUUUGUAAGAAGAAUGAAUUACAAUGUACAAUCAUGCAAGAUAUUCUUUAAUUUAUUGGUUUAAAUUUUACAAUA
Molecule: messenger RNA, 2717 nt
Organism: Capsella rubella
Lineage: Eukaryota; Viridiplantae; Streptophyta; Magnoliopsida; Brassicales; Brassicaceae
Exons: 5
Coding region: 65-2572 (835 amino acids)
Molecular function (GO): protein binding
Source: RefSeq, a predicted model, not a curated record